Molecule: messenger RNA, 2395 nt
Organism: Betta splendens (Siamese fighting fish)
Lineage: Eukaryota; Metazoa; Chordata; Actinopteri; Anabantiformes; Osphronemidae
Exons: 6
Coding region: 187-1320 (377 amino acids)
Source: RefSeq, a predicted model, not a curated record
UUUCUCAUUCGACUGCUGCUGAACCGAAGAAGAAAAAGGCGCUCGUGUAUGCGGAAAUACAAUUAUUGCCAGAGAAAUACCGGUAGUUAAUGAUGAGGCAAGAGUCUUGUGGAACAACCGGUUAUUGUCAGGUGUUGAGGUUUUCCUUAAAUACUUCAUCUUCAAUCUUUCACCUGAGUCGCUCUCAUGGCGGAGUUCGUUGAGAACAGCGGCUGUCAGGCGGACGGGACGGACGGCAGACUUGUCAUCGACGAGCCCGGUUGCGGAGCGACUGAACCGGCGACGGUCUCUCAGGGGCUCUGCUCCACAAACCACGUCCAAAACAAAAAGAAGCUGGUUCUACACGUAGACCUUAACAGCACCAUACUGGUGUCGGACGACGUGGCGGCUCAGCGUACGGUGGCCGCCCUGGAGUAUUACCUCACCACUGUCACCUGGGGAAAGAUGGGCAAAGACGGUAGGUGGAAAUGGCUGAGUGACUCACCCUCCCUGCUCCCGCCGUGUGAAGACGCCGUUAGCUACUACAAGCAGUUUGGACGAACACUUGGUUUCACCACUGCAGCGGGACGACGUUUCCGCAAGUUUCUGGAUGAGCAUUUGGAGCUUUUCCUCUGGCCUGCGGGCGUCAAGGCAGACAGAGAUCUGUCGGCCAAAGGCGAGGAUGGACGGCUGUACCACUGGAUCCUCCCCUCCUUCUUUCAGCUGCUCAAAGACCUGGUGCAGGAGCAACGGGAGUUCGCCAUCGUGUUCCGUACGUUCGGAACGGACCUUCCUCGCGUGCUGAGAGCUGUGAACAGGGCCCUCGUUGAAGGGGCCCAUCCACUGUUCCCUGAUCUGCCUGACCUGAUGCUGAGUGUGAACAUGACUCCAGGAAAAAUCCACUGCAACAGGAGGGGGGUUGUCCUGAAGCGCGGUGAGCAGCGCGUGUCGACCCAGGACGGGGAGAGAGGCCUGUACCGGUUCUUCAGCUCGGAGCAGGGCCUGGGAGGCUUCCAGGACGACUUCGGCUGGUGGGUUACCAACACGUAUUCCAUCCGUGGAGGGAAGCCGCUGUGGAUUGACCCCUUUGACCAGCAGGCUCAGCACAUCUUCAUAGAUGACAACAUACGACAGGACGAAGAGGACACCAUUGUUAAUCCUAGGGUUUUCUUGGGCCCCGGCAGUGAUGAGACUCGCAUGGCCUCCACCUCUGAGCUUUACGACGUCUCGCUGAUCCAGACCGACCUCUUCAGGGCUAUCGCUGACCCCAACUACUUCACCCAGCGCGUCCACAUUUGUCUGGAAAACUAUGAGCGGAACCUCCAGCAGGGUGCAGGCUAGAAGACGAUCCAGCGGCUUCGUCUGCACAUCACGGCUAACUAAGGUUACACUACAUGGCAAUGCAAAACGGCUGACGGUCAAACAGGAUGGGCUCCAGAUGUAUUUAAAAAUGUGGUAGAUAAGAUAAUUGCCACACUUCUUUAAAAUUCAUAUGCAACAGCUGUAUUUAGGACCAGAGGUGCUGUGAGUGGAAGCUACAAGUGUCAUAUUUGUGGUGUUCUGAGGUUGUUAACUUUAGCUACAGCUUCGUCACUGUUUACUGAUACUUGAGUAGAUGACUGGAAAAGCAUCCAGUAAUUGGGCGAUAUUAUUACUGCAGAACUGGCUUGAAUAUAUUUGUAACAAUACAUCAUUCCCUGAUGCGCACAGGUAAGAGUAAUUCAUAUCCAUUAUGAGUCUGUUGGCAGCUUGAUUAUGCACAGUGAAACCGCUUGGACCACACAGAGACAUCAUUAGGCUCAACUGGAGUUUGGAGUGUGUGUUUGCUCAGAUAUAUUUACUGCACUUUUUAAUAUUUGAAAGGACCUCUGUGUGGAACAUUUAAUAGUGCUCAUUUUUUGUUGGAGCUGCUUUUUUCUUCUUUUGCUCGAAGGGGUUUAGGGUAUAUUUAUUUUUUAGCUUCCAGAGAGAUUUAUUUAUUUUCCUAUUACGUUAUUUUCUCCGGGUCGCUGUUUGAGGCAGCUCAAUCCAGGCUCCCGAUAAUCAAAGAGAAAACUCUGGCGGGUUUCUGAAACGGGGCAAUGUGAUAAUUCCAUUCAUUUUUCCAGAGAAUGUGUUUCUUCAAAGAAGAUUAAGCAUAAAAGAAAAGUUGGGACGUGAAUGUAGAACCUUUCAUUUGUCACGGAUUUAACUUAGUUUUCUGAAUUUCAUAAAAGGGAAAACGAAAACAUGACAUAUUGUAAUUAUACAUAACUUUAUUAUAUGUAGCUGCUUUAAUAUGCUACAGUAUUGUGCUAUGAGGUAUCCAACCUAAUAACCAUGCUACCAUUCCUUUGAUGUGCAACACAUGAAACUGAAUCAUAUGUAUUUGUAUUGUAUCAGACAUGCUGGUCUUGAAUAAAUCUUUAAAAUCUUU